Lachancea dasiensis is the source of this 174-nucleotide messenger RNA. The record is from the annotation of a GenBank genome assembly. NCBI's taxonomy places the organism in Eukaryota, Fungi, Ascomycota, Saccharomycetes, Saccharomycetales, Saccharomycetaceae.
AUGCAUUUGAUGUACACUUUGGGCCCAGAUGGCAAGCGUGUUUACACUUUGAAGAAGUCCACUGAAGAAGGCGAGAUCACCAAGUCUGCCCAUCCAGCUAGGUUCUCGCCAGACGACAAGUACUCCAGACAAAGAGUGACGUUGAAGAAGAGGUUCGGGCUUGUGCCAAACUAG